Messenger RNA from Entamoeba invadens IP1, 531 nucleotides. RefSeq names its product serine protease inhibitor 2.1, putative. The record is from RefSeq and is a predicted model, not a curated record. NCBI's taxonomy places the organism in Eukaryota, Evosea, Mastigamoebida, Endamoebidae. Bases 1 to 531 code for a protein of 176 amino acids. Gene Ontology annotation, molecular function: serine-type endopeptidase inhibitor activity. The transcript has a single exon.
AUGUUGUCCAACAAAGUGUGUUCGGCUGCAGUGUUCAGUAAUGAAUACACUGCUUGUUGUUUGUCAUAUUCAGAUACCAACAACCAAAUUGCAUUUGUUAUGCCAAAUGAUAUCGAAAAGUUCGAAAAGGCACGAGAGGGGGAGAUCUAUGAAAUCAUGAGGUCUUUAUCUCAAAACUUCCCAGAAAAACGGUCUGUCACGUUCCCAAAAUUUUCAGUUGAAAGUAGUGUUAAUAUGGUCCAACAAUUGAGGAAACUUGGUCUGAAUUUACCAUUUUCUUGUGAUGCAAAUUUCUCGAAAAUGGCGAAGGGAAAAUUUUAUGUGUCUGAUGCAAUUCAUAAAGCCGUUGUUAAGGUCGACGAAAAUGGAACAGAGGCAACAGCAGCAACGGCUAUUGCUGCUACUUUUUGUUGUUGUGGUCCCUUUGAUGAACCAAGACCUGUUGUGAUAGAUAAACCUUUUUAUUUUUCGAUAUUGGGCAGAUAUAAGUUGCCUCUUUUCUUUGGGAAAAUUACAAACCCAAAAUAUUGA